Ochotona princeps (American pika) is the source of this 3342-nucleotide messenger RNA. It is a transcript of the gene UBQLN2, whose product is annotated as ubiquilin 2. Bases 303 to 2180 code for a protein of 625 amino acids. The transcript has a single exon. Gene Ontology annotation, cellular component: cytosol. Gene Ontology annotation, biological process: autophagosome assembly; regulation of macroautophagy. Gene Ontology annotation, molecular function: polyubiquitin modification-dependent protein binding. Lineage: Eukaryota; Metazoa; Chordata; Mammalia; Lagomorpha; Ochotonidae. The record is from RefSeq and is a predicted model, not a curated record.
GGGAGGAGCGGGCGGAGCGGCUGCGGGAGUUGCUGGGAGUGCGCGCGGUCGGAUCACAAGGCGGCGGCGGCGGCGGCGGCGGCCCAGAGACCCGAGCGCGGAGACCUCAGCCCGAGGCCUACGCCGAGAGCCUGCUCUGCACCGGAGGACCGGGGAAUCGCGCUGUGCAUCACCGAGGUACUGUGCUCCGCGCUCCCCGCUCGGCCCGGCCCAGUGCGCUGUGGCUGCGCCUCCUUCCUUCCUCCUUCCCUCGCUCUCGCCCGCCCGCGCCUUCCCUGCCCGCCUGCGUCACCGCGGCCGCCAUGGCUGAGAACGGCGAGAGCAGCGGCCCCCCGCGCCCCUCCCGCGGCCCUGCUGCGGCCCCAGGCUCGGCCGCUACUCCCACCGAGCCCAAAAUCAUUAAAGUCACUGUGAAGACCCCCAAAGAGAAAGAGGAGUUCGCAGUGCCCGAAAAUAGCUCCGUCCAGCAGUUUAAAGAAGCGAUCUCCAAACGCUUCAAAUCUCAAACCGAUCAGUUAGUGCUGAUUUUUGCUGGCAAAAUCUUAAAAGAUCAAGAUACCUUGAUGCAGCAUGGCAUCCAUGAUGGACUGACUGUUCACCUGGUUAUCAAAAGCCAGAACCGACCUCAGGGCCAGUCCACCACACAGCCUAGCAGUGCCGCGGCAACUACUACUACCUCCGCGUCGACUCCCAGGAGUAACUCCACACCUAUCUCCACAAAUAGCAACCCCUUCGGCUUGGGGAGCCUGGGAGGACUUGCAGGCCUUAGCAGCCUAGGCCUGAGCUCGACCAGCUUCUCUGAGCUCCAGAGCCAGAUGCAGCAGCAGCUCAUGGCCAGCCCUGAGAUGAUGAUCCAGAUCAUGGAAAAUCCCUUUGUUCAGAGCAUGCUUUCGAAUCCCGAUCUGAUGAGGCAGCUCAUUAUGGCCAAUCCACAGAUGCAACAAUUGAUUCAGAGAAACCCAGAAAUCAGCCACCUGCUCAACAACCCAGAUAUAAUGAGGCAGACCCUGGAAAUUGCCAGGAAUCCAGCCAUGAUGCAAGAGAUGAUGAGAAAUCAAGACCUGGCUCUCAGCAAUCUCGAAAGCAUCCCAGGUGGCUACAAUGCGCUAAGGCGCAUGUACACUGACAUUCAGGAGCCGAUGCUGAAUGCCGCACAAGAGCAGUUUGGGGGUAAUCCGUUUGCCUCGGUGGGGAGCAGUUCCCCCUCUGGGGAAGGCACUCAGCCUUCCCGCACAGAAAAUCGAGAUCCACUACCUAAUCCGUGGGCGCCCCCACCGGCCACGCAGAGCUCUGCGACCACCAGCACGACCACAAGCACUGCCAGUGGCUCUGGCAGUGGCUCCAGCAAUGCUGCUGGGAACACCGUGGCGGCAGCCAAUUACGUUGCCAGCAUUUUCAGUACUCCAGGAAUGCAGAGUCUGCUGCAGCAGAUCACUGAAAACCCCCAGCUGAUUCAGAACAUGCUGUCCGCACCCUACAUGAGAAGCAUGAUGCAGUCACUGAGCCAGAAUCCAGACCUGGCUGCACAGAUGAUGCUGAACAGCCCGCUGUUCACUGCCAAUCCUCAGCUGCAGGAGCAGAUGCGUCCACAGCUCCCGGCUUUCCUGCAGCAGAUGCAGAAUCCAGACACACUCUCGGCCAUGUCAAACCCGAGAGCAAUGCAGGCUUUAAUGCAGAUCCAGCAGGGGCUACAAACAUUAGCCACUGAAGCGCCUGGCCUCAUUCCCAGCUUCACUCCUGGCGUGGGGGUGGGAGUGCUGGGAACCGCCAUCGGCCCGGUGGGCCCGGUCACUCCCAUAGGCCCCAUAGGGCCCAUAGUCCCGUUCACCCCAAUAGGCCCUAUUGGGCCUAUAGGACCCACUGGCCCUGCAGGCACCCCUGGCUCCACUGGCUCUGGUGCCCCCACUGGAGCCAGCGUGCCCAGCUCUGCACCCAGCGAAACUACAAGUCCGACGUCAGAACCUGGACCGAACCAGCAGUUCAUUCAGCAAAUGGUGCAGGCUCUGGCUGGGGCAAAUCCUCCGCAGCUGCCGAACGCAGAAGUCCGAUUCCAGCAGCAACUGGAACAGCUCAACGCAAUGGGCUUCUUAAACCGCGAAGCAAACUUGCAGGCUCUGAUAGCAACAGGAGGCGACAUCAAUGCGGCCAUUGAGAGGCUGCUGGGCUCCCAGCCGUCCUAAUUACGUUUCUGUACCUUGAAAAAAAUGUAUCUUAUUUUUGAUAAUGGCUCUUAAAUCUUUAAUCACACACAGAAUCGUGCUAUACUUUGAUUUUGAUUCUUUUAAAUCUGUUUAGUUAUAAAUCUUAAUACGAUGCAUUUUAAGGUGGAGUCCUUCCCUCCCUCCCCGUUCCUUCCCUCCCUUAACCCCUUCCCUUUCCCUAUCUCUUCCUCCCCCUGCCUUCGUGUCCUUUGAUUUCCUUCUCCGUUUUGAAUGGUGGGGAUCAAUGCUGUCUCACUCAAAGCUGUUGCAUGUGAACUUUUCUCUUUAUUCUGCAUUUAUUGUGACUUUUGGAACAGGUAUCAGCCUUCACAGUUGGGUGAACAAGUUUUGUCCUACAGAUGUCUGAUUUAUUUGCAUUUUAACAUUAGCCUAUGAUAGUAAUUUAAUGUAGAAUGAACGAUAUUAAAAACAGAAGCAAAUUAUUUGAAGCUCUCUAAUUUGUGGUACAAUAUUGCUUCUUGUGACUUUGGCAUGUAUUUUUGCUAGCAAAAUGCUGUAAGAUUUGUACCAUUCGUCGAUCUUUUUUGCUAUGUUUGUACACAGUACAGUAAGCACAAUUGGAACUGUACAUCUAGAAAUAUUGCAGUAGAAUCUCUGAGCAGAAUAUGUGUAACCAAAAGGAGAAAGGAUACCAGAAAUAUUGUGGAGCUAGUUAUGUCUCACAGUUUUGUAGAAUCUUACAGCAUAUUUGAUAAAUUUCUCAGUGAAAUGUUGGCUAGGCAAGUUCAGUUAAACUAUAGUAGAAAUGUUUAUCCUGGUAUAUCUAAGUAUACAUUUAAUUGUACAGAAAACUUACAGUGUAACAUUGUGUCAACAUUUGCAGAUUGACUGUAUAUGACCUUAAUCUUUGUGCAGCCUGGAGGGUCAGUGUAGUAAUGCCAGGAAAGUGAUUUUACCUAAGACUUCCUUCUCAGAUUCUCCCAUAAAGAGACCCUAAUAUGCAUUUUGAUUUGUAAUUGGAAAUGUAACUUUCACUGAAAGUGUCAUGUGAUGUUUGCAUUACUUUAACUGCUAUGUAUAAAAGGAAAGUGUAUUCUUUGACUUUAUCAGUUAUUUCUCUUGUGCACAGGGAAAAAUGCAUUAAAAAUGACUAAAAAAAAAUAAAAAAAUUUAAAAUGGA